CAAGAUGAAAUGUUAACCUAAACGAUGUGAAAAGAAUAGAGGAAGAUUUCUUUUGCUUUAAAUUAUUCGAGUGAAACAUUCGUCAUUGUAAUCUUUGUGUAAAUUGAAAAAUUUUAGAAUCAGUUCAUAGUUAACGAUAGGAAAUAUAAAAAAUGAUCAGAUGGAGUCCCAGUGUAGACAGAAAGUCCCCGAGAUUCUCCUUAACAUUGUCAAAAUUGACCCUCUUUCCACCGUUUGUACAUAAAAAUGAUGAAUCAUUUUUUGAAACGACAAAGGAAAAGCCAAAGAAAACCCGUCGUGAUCGCCGCCCACCCACUAAAAAGGAAACAAUUUCCUUGGGUGAUAAUAUUUCUACGUGUAAGAGUCAUCUGGCAGAAUCUUCCGCGAAAAAUGACCCAGCAGAGUAUGUUUUGUGCAAAGAUGAUUGCGGAUGGAAGACAAUGACGUGCAAAGAGCUUCAUGAUACAAUUGAGGAGGAAACAAAGAAAUUUACGCGUGUCAUUUUCGACAUUCCUCACGAGGAUCAGGAAGAAGAAGAGGAGUACGAGUUUGAGGAUGAAACGGACCCUGACGAGGAAAAGGAUGAAAUGGGGUCGUGGGAGUUGGGUGAAUGCGAAAGUUUUUCAUCCCUUAGCGAUAACGAAGAAGAACCGAACACCACAGAUCCGUGCAUGUCCCAUGAAUUGUACCUUCCAUACUAUAAGAUACAAAGACCAAGAUAUUUUGAAUCCACAAACACCGAGUCAGGAAAUAUUAUCAUUCGUUUGCCUAGAAGACCUCGAUCUCCCAUUAGACAAAUUCUACCGGACAAGUUUGAACUGAAAAACGCUUACAUGGAAUGGGACCGGAAACGACGGGUCUCGGAGAGGAGAAAAUACUUGGAGGAAUCGAAAGAGCGCAUUUCAUAUUCGAUCGGACGUUUAUCCAUGGCACCAAUCGACGAACGUACUCUGAUCAGCUCUAUGGUUCUUCAAAUGGUUUGCGAACAGGUCACAUUGACCCUGAUGGAUGUGGAGAUUGAUGUUGACGUUCAAACUUUCGUUAAUAUCGCUGCUGUCUGGGCAUUGUCCGAGUUGGACAUUUUUGAUUAUGGCGGGUUAUUGGAUGAAAGAUAUACUCAACCAGAAAACGCGAGGUUUUUCAAUUGGAAACAACAAGAUAUUAUCGAUGUAAUGGGAACUGGAGGGAUGCGGAAGAUCUUGAUGGGAGCUUAUAGACCACCGUUCAAUCGCAACCUCUUCACGAAUUUUCAUCGUCGUUUACCUUGGCCUUCUGUGAGCCCGUCGCACGCACGAGGAUACCCUAAGUUCUACCCGAAUGUUCGUGAACGGAUCGAUGAGAAAACGAAAGGAAGCGAGGAAGCACCGUCCAAACUGACCCAUGUGCCUAAUUUGACUUGCUUCCAUCUUAGAGAAGUUUUGGAUAAAUCUUACGUGGCGUAUAGAAGAAAAUCGAAAUCCUUCUUCCUCAGAUUCUUUUCUACUGAAGAGAAGAGUGAUUUGUUUAUACAGUUAUUGAGUUUGAUGUAAUGGAUCGAUGAAAUAUAUUUUCUAUUUUUGUUGCUUAUA
Osmia lignaria (orchard mason bee) is the source of this 1568-nucleotide messenger RNA. RefSeq lists its product as uncharacterized. NCBI's taxonomy places the organism in Eukaryota, Metazoa, Arthropoda, Insecta, Hymenoptera, Megachilidae. The record is from RefSeq and is a predicted model, not a curated record.